Staurois parvus is the source of this 342-nucleotide messenger RNA. NCBI's taxonomy places the organism in Eukaryota, Metazoa, Chordata, Amphibia, Anura, Ranidae. The record is from the annotation of a GenBank genome assembly.
GUGGGCACAGGUGGGUGGCACUGCUGGGCACAGGUGGGUGGCACUGCUGGGCACAGGUGGGUGGCACUGCUGGGCACAGGUGGGUGGCACUGCUGGGCACAGGUGUGUGACACUGCAGAGUGGCACAGGUGGGUGCAUUGCUGGGCACAGGUGGGUGCACUGCUGGGCACAGGUGGGCGCGGAACUUGUGGGUGGCACUGCUGGGCACCGAUCAUCAGGGCACUGAUCAUCAGUGCCCUGAUGAUCGGUGCUGAUCCUCGCUCUGACAACUGCCGGUUCUCGGCAGUACUUUCCUCACGAUCUGACAGCGUGAGGAAAGUGCAGCCGAGAACCGGCAAUUGC